GUUUUGACUCAAAAAUGUCGAACUGGUAAUUAAUCACAAUUGUGAGUUACUGAGUUUUUGUUUGUUUUUGAAAGCUGUCGUUUCUGGUUCAGUACUUCUGGGAACAUAAACGAUUGUCUUUGGCUAGUGUCCUGCCAAGACGGCAUAUGGAUGAAAGCAACGAUUUACUUCGUUACUCGUCGCCAAACGACUUGUUGUCGACAUUCAAAAGAAUGGAUACCUUUCGAACGAACACUCAGCUUUGUGAUGUAACCUUAAUGGCAGGCGAGAGAAAGAUUCGGGCACACCGUGUGAUUAUGGCAGGAUUUAGUGAUUAUUUUGACGCCAUGUUUAAUGGCGAUCUAGCCGAAACUAUUCAAGAUGUAAUACAUAUCAGAAACGUCGAUCCAGAUGCCUUGGCUGCCAUUGUAGAUUAUGCCUACACAGGAAAACUUGAAAUACGCGUUGAUAAUGUCGAGAACUUGCUGACUGUCGCAUGUUUAUUGCAAGUGGAGAAUGUGAAACACAGAUGUUGCGAGUUUAUGCAGCAACAUUUGCAUUCAACCAACUGUCUUGGAAUACGAGCUUUUGCCGAGGGCCAUGGCUGUGGAGAGCUUUUCGCAGCCGCGGAUAACUUCACAAAGGAGAACUUUCUGCAGGUUAUUAUUAGGCCAAGUAAAAAAAACAAACUUGGUUUAUUAAGUAGCGUCCUUUCCCCCUAUAUUUUAGGGUAUCUGGGUAUGGGGGAAGGUUUUUUAUUUGCACCUAAAAUCAGCCUAAUUCCCAGGGGCCCCGUUUUCGCUGGUCACAACAUCAGUUUUAACAGUCAAUGGAAUAGCUUAAACAUUUAUAAUGGUAGUAACAAGCAGAAACAUACAGACGUUAUCAAAAGAGUAAACAUUUGUUGUUAAACAUUGUUCCUGGCUGGGCAGCAAACGAAGAUGUUAUGUGAAUCCGGUACAGUGUAAACGGGGAAUUAAUAUAUCAAGGAUUUCUAGCAAUCAACAGUUGACUACUGUAGCUCUGUUGUGUAUAUCACAACCCAGCACUAGUCAACUGCUGACAAACGUAAAUAUGAAAUAAAAAAAGUUGGGUCGGGAGCUUUUUCACUGGUCGGGAAGGGAUGCUAACCAAGUUGUUGUUUUUUUUUUGCCUUUGCUUGCUGACCUGGGUCAGAUUUAGGUUGGCAUUGUUUUGCCGACCUCAAUUUUGACUUGUUUUUCAAGGGGAUGAGACUUCCCAUUGUCAAUUUGGCCACAGCUACAAUAUUGAUUUAUAAAGGUGUUGGUACAUGAUAGUGUACGAAGAAGGUGGUGUAAAAAUGUGGGCUAUCCAAGGCCGGAUUUUGGCAGAAAUAGUGGGGGAGGUGAAAAAAAAAUUAGGGAAGGUGCAGCGGUUUAGCUCACGACCCCCAUGGAAAGUUAGGGCUUAGAACAGAUCGAAGUCAACGACAUGACAUAUGCAUGUAGUGUCAGGGUCUUAGCUAGAAGGCCGUGUUGGCCGUGUUAUUGCGGCCAAAAAUGUAAAAACACGGCUAGAUGAAAUGAACGCGGCUUUAUUAUUUAGUUUUGGCCGUGCAUGUAGGUUCAUAAAAUAAGGUGUUGCUACUUAACAACAUACAGAAUUUCUUUGUAAAAUCUACUGUAGUUGUUGAAAUUGAUAAAAGUGAUCCGUGAUGUUUUGAUGGAUAAUGGGCACCGUAGUGUUUUUAAAAUGGUUUUAAAUGCCCAAGAAUUGCUAAAAUACAGUAAUUAAUUAUAAUGUCAGUGCGAAAUAUGAGCGUAUGCUCGCCUUGUAUUUGGUUGAAAAGCAUAGAACAACCACAGGUAUAGUCUAUUGUUGACAUUAAGUAUAACUGGAGUCGUGUUUUUGGCUAUUCAAGGCAAUUGACAUGGGCACACCCUGGAAAUUUAGAAACACGCCCAAACUAUAAAAUGCUAGCUAAGACCCUGUGUAGUGUACAUAUGUAUGAAUCAGUGUAUUAAUGAAUUAUAUAUGACUGUACAACUCAUCCAAUUUUGCCCUUCAUUACAAUUACUACAAAGUUUCUUUCGAAACAUUGCAUUAAAAAGGUACUUGACACAGAGAUGAAUGGCUAUCACUGUUUCAAUUUUACAGAAAAACUUUCUUACGAAGUGUAGACCCUAAGCAAAUUUUCACUUUCAUCUGUGAUUGAAACUUUUCCAAGGCGAGGUGCAAAAAUUCUCAGGGGAGGUGCAAAAUGAUCUCAGGGGAGGUGCGCACCUCCCCUCAAAAUCCGGCUGUGGGGCUAUCCAAAUAAUGAAUCUCGACAUCAUGGACAUACGCAUUGUCAAAUCUAAAGCUCUCUAUUUUGGCCCAGGGUGGUUUUUUUUUACCUAGGGGAAUAUAAAUAGCACAGAAUAGAAUAGUUAUUUGAUUACAGUAAUUGUUGUGUCCGUAUACCUUUUUUAGGUCAUUGAAAGCAAGGAAUUCCAAAUUAUUAACGGGAACCAGUUAGUGGAAUUAUUUGCUAGUGAUGAUUUAAAUGUGAAUACGGAAGAAGAUGUGUUCUCUGCGAUGGAGAAAUGGGUUCAAUUUGAUUGUGCAAAGCGAAAGCCAUUUGUCAGCCAGUUGCUGGAGAAUAUUCGAUUGCCGUUAAUGAGCUGCAAGUUACUUACAGAUCGUGUUGAGAAAUCGCCUGUAUUUGCUCUUAGUGAUUGUGGGAAUGACCUCUUGUUAGAAGCAAUGAAAUAUCAUUUGUUACCCGAAAGACGUGCACAAAUGCAGAACCUGCGAACAAAGCCCAGAAAGUCCAAUGUAGGACUCUUAUAUGUUGUUGGAGGUUUGUUUAUGCACAUGUAUCUUUGAACAGUUAACAUUAAAUAACGUAAGGUAUUAUACCAUACUGUAAGCUCCCCCUGUUAAUUAAUCAAUCCAUGAUAUGGCAUUUUCAAUGUGCUUUCUCAGAUGAGGUAUUACUUUCAUGGCAAAAAGAUCAAUACUUGAUAUACUGUACUGUAUCCAUUGUUGGGUAAGGUUAAAUCAAUUACAAAAAUGAACUGAUGAGGGCAGCUCUAUAACAUUUUUAUAAUUAUUACUUCUCCACAGGAGUUGAAUCGUAUCAAGGAAAUCGAAAUGCAAAAGGUAAAUCAUAAAAAAUACUUAUAGUUAAUCAUAAUUAAAUUAAUUUUGAAUAAUCUUUAGUUAUCUCAUUUGAUGAAAACAAAAACGUGAUCAACAGC
Paramuricea clavata is the source of this 3182-nucleotide messenger RNA. The record is from the annotation of a GenBank genome assembly. Lineage: Eukaryota; Metazoa; Cnidaria; Anthozoa; Malacalcyonacea; Plexauridae.